CCAACAGCCCCUCAGCCUAUACUAUUCAAAACUCUUCGAUGAUCGCCCCUCCUGCCCUGUAUCAGACCAUCGACUACGGAUUGACCUGAUCGGGACGAGACUCUUUGAUGAUGAAGAUUCACAGGAGAACCUGGUUUCCGCUGAUCUUUCCUACACGACCUCAGUCACCCACUUGCUGAAAUCAAAACUUACUCCGCACGCCCAGUGCUGCUCGGCGAGCCCCGAAACGAGCACAGACCUCUGCCACCUUCUUGGUCCAUGAUCCAUGAUCCAUGAUCCAUGAUCCAUGAUCCGUGAUCCAUGAUCCAUGAAGCGUGGACCCUGUCUUCGCGACUUCCCCGAAAGUUAGAUCUCGCAGGCUCUCUCCUCCCUUUGCGCAAGAAGAACCCUCUCUCGGACAUCAAAGCGACUGUGUCAAACUCCUGUCAGAAGAAACCUACCAACCACACGCUGAUGAAGUUAUCCUCCGAAGGUCUGGUUGCUGAAGAAUUCAGGCAAAAACAACCGGCGACCCUGCUCAGCCUUACACCGCAUAAUUAUUGUUGGCCACCUUUGACAGGGUACUCCAUGGGCCCCUGCCUCAGGCGCAGAGCGAUGUUCCGCCUUUUUCUUGGAGAAAGAUAAGCCAAAGCCCCGCAAAACAACGUUGUCACCCCAGGAAGGAUGCUGCUCAUCGUCGUUGCUCAGAUUUAUAUCUAAACAUUGUUCGUCCAUCAUCGUGCAAAUACUGGCUAUACAGCAAUUCACGUUCAGCCACGACCAGACCACGGCCGUCAAGGCAAGAGGCUAAGCAUGGAUCCCUCCUCCUCACCUCACAGCCAGAAUUCCUCCUCCAAAUCGAGCUCUCCCGUCAUCACACCCAUCAGGACCGGCAGUGCUUGCCAAUCGUGCAAGAAGAGAAAGACCAAGUGUACCGGCCAACCAGGGCCAUGUGCGAACUGCAGCAAGACAGGAACGUACUGUCAUUUCGACAUGAAACUGGACGGCAGACGAAAGCAUUCCUACGAGGCAACCGACAUUCAUUAUCGGCAGCAGUUCAUUCUCGAUGCACUGCUUCGAAGCAUCAAGUACAACGAUGCCGAUCUUGUGCAAAGACUUGUGGAAGCGAUCAGACUCGGCAGACCGUUGCUCGAAAUUGCCACUGCUCUACAGGACAACAUUAGAGCUUUACAGGGCAAGAUGCUGUCAAAGGAGAAUCAUGUUACUCUCUCGGACAUGAUCUCUCUGGCACUGAACUGUCUAUCAGAUUCCGACUUUCGUCCGCAUGGAAACAGCAGAACCUCACUCCCACUACACCAAACCUUUGUUCUGGGAGAUUCCUUCCGGGUUACCAAGAAUAAAGUGGUCUUGGAUGGUGCCAGAACAAGUGCAAUGAGAGACAUCAGCAUGGACCAAAUGAGCCGACGAUCCCGUAGGAGGUCACAAGCGUCUGGGGCCCAAGAGAGUUGUCCUCGUCAACGUUACCCAGAUGGAACCAAAGCCACGUGUGACACCUGGGCAACGGGCGGAUCAGGUUCGCCCUCCACCACUGCAGCUUCUUGUGUGCAUAUGCCUUCAAAUCUUCUAGAGGAUUGGCAGGUGCCAAAGAGCCCACAAGCAAAGCAUAAAUGGUCGGUCGCUGACGAUUACACUUCGUACGCUCCUCAACAUCAACACCAAGACCAAGUACAUGCACCGACAGACCCAGGAUUCGCAUCCGAUAAGGGCCCAACACACGGAUGCCAGCCGCCCCUUGGAUACCUUCCUGAAUAUUUUGUGCCACCAACCUACAUCAACGAGCAAUUCACCACAUGCUCAGACCACUGCGAUGCUGCAUCGCAAAUGAUGCGCGAAAUCCCCAGGCCUCGGUGCGUUUUGGGCGCCCAAACAGGGGAGGAUAUCUCAUGGCAGUGGUGGCCGUCGUCUCAGCCGGGAUGGCCACUUGCAGCUUGGUCUUCUCUGGCAUGAGAAUGGGUCUCUUCUUGUACAUUAGCUUCAACACCCACCCCAUAUCGAAUCAGCAGGCAACCGAUAUGGGUGACUACCGAGGUUAAUUGCAGGUUGACAAUUACAGUUGGGAAGGAUGGAACAGCUGGUCGAUGCACGUGCUCCAUCUUGAUUUAAUUGUGAAGGAUUAUGGCCAGCGCAAGGUGCAUGUUGUCUUCAGGAGAGGGGGACUGUUUCAAGGUCCCAAUCGAAGAUCAUGCUUUCUUGGAGGUGAACCUUUGCUCCAUAAUCACGGUCGAGCUCCUUUUUCUCUGGGAAGGACGUUGGUGGCGGUUCGGCACCAGCCCAGGGUCUGCCAUGCAUGGCGAAUAACAUCAGGUCGAUGGGGGUAAAGGUGACCGGAAUGGCAAUUGCUCAGGGAUGGAGCAUUAAGUUGAAGGGCAUAUCUCGUACCAUCUGCAGAGGACGAAGCCUCUAACCGAAAGAUCGGAACGAUCAAGUCUGCCUUGAUCGGCAAAUGAGGUGCUCAGCGCACCCUGCAUGCGGUGGGCACUGCUAAGGUAGGCUGAAGAGCUCGGCGUGAUCGUGCUGCAAUGUGGGCAGUAAUUCGCUGGGGUACUUCAUCACUGCAGCCACGUUGUCCCCGGUUCCUGGCACCCACCUGGAAGGAGAAAAAGAUGGAGGAUUGCCGUCAGCAUGCCUGAUGCACAAGCUAUACCAGACACAGAAUUGUUCACGUGCAUCAUGGCAUCUACUGUGUAGAGAAAUCACCCUUUUGCUCUUG
Exophiala xenobiotica is the source of this 2710-nucleotide messenger RNA. RefSeq lists its product as uncharacterized. The coding region runs from base 793 to 1947 and encodes 384 amino acids. The record is from RefSeq and is a predicted model, not a curated record. Gene Ontology annotation, biological process: regulation of DNA-templated transcription. NCBI's taxonomy places the organism in Eukaryota, Fungi, Ascomycota, Eurotiomycetes, Chaetothyriales, Herpotrichiellaceae. Gene Ontology annotation, molecular function: zinc ion binding; DNA-binding transcription factor activity, RNA polymerase II-specific. The transcript is spliced from 4 exons.